GUCAACAAUGGUUGUGCUCGUGUCCUUCGUCUACUGGAAUAUGGACGAAUUUAAGAGAAAAAGGCGGUUUCCUUUUUCUCCGUAUUACAUUCUCUCAAUCCAAGCUUACUUUUACUGUUUACUAAGGAGCAGUAGUUGCUUCAGACGGCGGCGCUAUCCUUUCCGUGUAGAAGCUGAGUCGGAAAACGAGCGAUGGGAAGGGUUUUUGUUGUGGAAAAGGAAGGGCGAUCGUACAGAUGCAAGUUCUGCAAUACACAGUUAGCUCUCGCCGAUGACCUUGCAUCUCGGACCUUUCAUUGCCGCCGGGGAAAAGCUUACCUCUUCAAUCAUGUAAUAAACAUUUCUUCGGGAGCAUUGGAAGAGAGGAUGAUGCUCUCAGGACUACAUACAGUAGCUGACAUAUUUUGUUGCACAUGUGGCCAAAUUGUCGGGUGGAAAUAUGACGCAGCACAUGAGAAGAGCCAGAAAUACAAGGAGGGCAAGUUUGUUCUUGAAAGGGGGAGGAUCGUGGAUGACACAUUGAAUUUUCGACUUAGUAUCAGUGAUAGCGAUGAUAAUUAGGGUAUGAUGUUACCAUGUUACUAUAUAUAAUGAAUCAUGAUAAUUACUGAAUGAUAAUGCUUGAGUUUGUAAAUAAUGUAAUAAUGUCUGGAGUAUGUAAAUGCUGAGCUAUGUAGAUGGGCAUGCCUUUUUCUGUUGAUUC
Molecule: messenger RNA, 703 nt
Organism: Cucurbita moschata (crookneck pumpkin)
Lineage: Eukaryota; Viridiplantae; Streptophyta; Magnoliopsida; Cucurbitales; Cucurbitaceae
Product: protein yippee-like At5g53940
Exons: 5
Coding region: 193-561 (122 amino acids)
Cellular component (GO): ubiquitin ligase complex
Source: RefSeq, a predicted model, not a curated record